Seminavis robusta is the source of this 2037-nucleotide messenger RNA. Lineage: Eukaryota; Bacillariophyta; Bacillariophyceae; Naviculales; Naviculaceae. The record is from the annotation of a GenBank genome assembly.
AUUUUUUUCUGCAGAUAUUUUCCCUGAAUUCUGCAGAAUUUUGGGAUUCUGCAGAAUUGUUAUAACACAUCGACAACGACGAUGGCGGUGCCGAUCAUGGACGAGAUGCUGAUUCAAUCAUUCGAUGGAGCUAGUACCGGUAGUAGAGUCCUGGUAGCGUGUGGGCACUUCGGCUCCGUCCUUGGAUGAUCUUCAUUGACACGGCAAAGCAAUCAUGGACGAGGCAAUGAAGAAGAAUGAAAUGACGACGGGAAUAUCAUACUAUCUUCUAUUUAGCAGCAACCAAAAUUCUACUACUAGUCGAGAAAGAAACGAGGAGGAAGAGAACCAACCGUUGGCAUUUUGGGGAGAGGACGAAUGGACCCCCCAAGAAGAGGCAGAGGCUGAAACCGUCCUUCAACAGUCACGGGAACGAUGUAGCAUUCGUAGCAAUGGCGUGUCCAAAAGGCCGAAUGAUGUAGAGGACGAACAAGCCUGGAACAGAUUCUACAGCCAACACCAGACCAACUUUUUCAAAGAUCGCCAUUAUCUACACAAGGCGUUUCCGCACGAGUUUUCUUCCACAGCAGAAGGUUCGUCAUCAACGAAACGAACUCUGGUGGAAAUAGGCUGUGGCGUGGGAAAUGCCCUGCUGCCUCUUCUGGAAAGCAAUAAUGACACUGCUACAACAACAACAACAACACACAACAGCAAGGAUGUCGAAUGGACCGUUUAUGGAUUGGACUUGAGCAAAGUCGCCAUUGACUGGCUCCAACAAGACGAACGAUUCAUCCAGGCUGCCAAACAAGGCCGAGCGCAUGCAUUUGUCUGCGAUAUUUCUGCCAGUUCCCUCCCCAACACCAGCUUGCUACCAGUUGGAGUCGCCAAUGUUAGCACAUUGCUGUUUUGUUUGUCCGCCAUUUGUCCGGGAGAACGCAUGAUUCAGGCCGUGCGCAAUGUGGCCAGCACCCUCCAACCCAACCAAGGUGUUUUGGUGUUUCGGGACUAUGGUCGCUACGACGAAGCACAAAUGAAACUGGGGACCAGCCGCAACAAGGGACUGGAAGAGGAGAAUUUCUAUCGGAAACACGAUGGUACAAAAUGCUACUAUUUUACAUUAGAAGACGUGCGAGACUUGUUUGAGACUCAAGCAGGUCUUGCGAUCUUGGAACUAAAGUACUUGCGACGAGUGUAUCAGAAUCGAUCGACCAACGAGGUUCGUCGGAGAGUGUGGGUUCAAGGAAGGUUCCGGAAAGUCGAAGAGUGAUUUGAUUCAUUCAUUCGAUACCAGUAGUAGGGACUCAUGGCUCAUCGUUGUGAUGAUCCAAUGGUUUUCUGUUUCGGGGAGCUUGUGUUCGAUGCUAUGUAUGUUGCACAGAACAACAAACAGGGACUUUAGAGAACACUGCUCGGACAGGAGAGCGAUCAGUGACGUGGAAAAUUGCUGGAAUAUUUCGUUGGGGAUAUUGCUCAGUCGUUCUUCACUCUGGCAACCAACCUCCUCUAUCCAUAAUUCUUGAACACUGCUUUGUCCUUCCAAUCUUCUAUCCAACCUUCCUCGCCUGGUUCAAAUUUUGGUUGAGGGUCAUCAAACCACGGGGCUCUCAGUGCUUUGAGUUUUGCCUCGUCAACAGAGUUGUCAGAUGCUCCAACAACAGAGUAGCGGUAUGCUUGGUAGUACUUCCUGCCCUGUUCAUCUUCCACUAUUUCCCUGACUCUGUUGGCAUCCUUGAGCAUUUGCUGGCGCUUGUGUUUGAGGAAAAGACGACCCCAUCCUUCCUCAAAGGUGGCAUUCUGGAAUUGGGGACUUGCAAUGUAGCUCUCAAUGGCAUCCAAAAUUUCCUGCCGACUGGUGACGCUUGCCAAGUUGUGCACGAAUACAACUGGCAUGCCCUCAAAGAGACGGUGACUUAGGAUAUCCUGGUCCUCCACAACUGGGAUGACACCCAGCAAAAACAUCUCAUAGGUUCUGUAGCAGUCAAACCCCAUUCCUGGAGGACUAACACCAAAGCGAAAUUGGCUCAUUUCCUUGUAAAUGUCAUGAGUUUUGAUUUUUUC